AUGCAAUCCCUCCUUUUUAUUUGGUCAGAUCUGGGACUAACUUGGGAAGUACUUGCUGAUGGUAUCAUACCAACCGUAACAUUGGAGACGCCCGAAAUAUCACUCUGUUAUGAUGUGGAUUUUUGCAGGCUGUUUCGACCAACCUCCCCACAGAUAACUCAGAUGAAAUGUCUGUCGGUGAAGGGUACAUGUCCACAAGGAUCAUUCUCGCCUCUUACCAAAGCCACAAAGGAUUAA
This is a messenger RNA of Lathyrus sativus (Indian pea), 237 nucleotides long. The record is from the annotation of a GenBank genome assembly. NCBI's taxonomy places the organism in Eukaryota, Viridiplantae, Streptophyta, Magnoliopsida, Fabales, Fabaceae.